AUGCUACGCAGAACAUUUGAUUACGACAAACUCAAAAAAUAUGCUGUCAUUCUGAAACUAGACAAAAUCCUAUACUGCUGGGAGAUGUAUACGUGCUCUGCAACUACAUUCAAGUACAAAAUACGGAAUUUGGUCGGCACUGGGCUGAUCAUCUGUGGAUUUGUGGACUUUUUCAGAAAUCUGGCUGUAUACUCGCUCAAGCGGAUAUUCUUCACUGAUGACGAGCUAAAGAACUUCAAGAACACCAUUGAAUUCGAGAGAUUCGUUCUCAAAAGCAAAUUCGGGUACAAGGAUUACACUGAUGAAUUUGUGAUGAACUAUAUUCUGGUGAAUAAGGGUCGAUACGAUCCAAGAGUGCUGUUUUGCAUGUGGACUGAUGAUGAUAAGACGAAGAAGAUGUAUUUUAGGGAAGAAGCAAUGGCAUUGAUCAGACAGAAAAUAGCAGAACAACACGAUGAUCUGAUGAUUGAUCUGAAUGCUGUUAAUGAAAUGAGAAGUGCAGUUGGAGACGUAACUAAAGUUCUAGAACAAGAGCAAGAAGAUGAAUUUAGCGAAGAAGAACAGGAUGAGAUCUCUAACGAAGACACCACCGAAACAGCUGUACAGGAUUCGACAUUCAAGGAGUGCGAUUUGAUUAUAAAGACGGUAGAAACCAACGAAUCAGGAUCAAACAAGAAGAGCUUGGACACAAAACUAGAUGAACAAAUACAAGAGAAGGUGGAAACUGAUCAGAAUACGCUAUAUGAUUAUUUUAUGAUACCUGAAAACAACUAUGAAAUGGAUAAGGUGAGUGCAGAAGAGUCGUAUGGAAUAAUAAGAGAGCAACUUGAUGAUGACGAUGCACUGAUAUUGGACUGUGAGAACGAGGCAGAAGUAACGAAACUGAAACUGAUUUAUAGCAAUUUGAAGCAUAAUAAAAUUGGUAGAACGCAUACAGUCAAAAUAGCACAGGAGAAGCACAAUGAGGUGAUGAAGGAGGCUGAAGCACAGCUGGUAGGAACCAUCAACGAGGAGAGCCUGAAACGAGUCCUUACGGAUGGAGAUGCAAAACAGUGCAUAAAGAUGCUUGCUAACAAUUUCAGCAGGUUUCUACCGUACGAGGAGUUCUUUGAUAACAUGAGACAGUUCAACAACGAUAGAGGCGCAUUCAUUGGCAUGUGUAAAGCACACAAAUCGAUCUCAAUCAACUUGAACACGGUAUUCGUGUCGAUGGAACUAUUUGUGUUCCUAUUCGUGUUCAUGGCGCUAUUUACGAGCACAAUUGGCGCCAAGACCACGGUGCUUCCUGCUGUACUCUUCAUUAUGCCAGGAUUAUGGUACUUCUACAUGCCAUUCCUCUAUUUGCUCUAUCAUAAACCGUACGAUAUUGGAGAUAGAAUCGUUAUUAGGGGUGAAAUUAUGAUUGUUAAGGAAAUACAGCUCUGUUACUCAACAUUUGCCAAAUGGAACAAUGAUUGCGUCAUAAUACCAAAUGCAUACAUCAUCAAGAACGUGAUAUGCAACAUCAAGAGAUCCAAUUACCAGAUGAUAAACCUGAAGUUCUACAUCUCAAAUAGAAUCAGAGACAGUUCGUUACAUGAACUCAAAAUCACGUUACAGAAGUUCGUGAAGAGGACUCCCUGUCUCAAAUCGAUUCAAAUCACCUGCGAAGACGUCAUGAACUCGAAUCAGCUGCUGCUCUCUGUAAAUAUUCGUCACGCCCUGAACCACCAGAACUCGUUCUUCUACCGGAAGGCACAGAACAUCUUCAUGGUUGAGUUUGUGAAGCAGUGCGGCCGCCACAACAUCACGUUCUUCCCCCUCAAAGUCACGUAUUCGAGCGAUAAGCGACAAGAAAAAAACAAAUUCAGGAACUUCCUGAAGAAUUCCAAUUAG
Messenger RNA from Enterospora canceri, 1875 nucleotides. The record is from the annotation of a GenBank genome assembly. Lineage: Eukaryota; Fungi; Microsporidia; Enterocytozoonidae.